AUGCCUCGAGGAUUCUUGGUUAAGAGAAACCGGCGAUGUUCGGCGUCACACCGGUCACGAAAUAACAGGAGCAACAAACCUGUAACAUAUUACGGUGACCGUGACAGGAACAACAGUGACGACUCUGAAGUGACAAAACCGGAGGCGGCCAGGGAGAACGGUGUGCUGAACGGUUCUCCGUUUGAACGGACAGAUGGACUUCUCUCGGUGUCCCGCGAGGACUCCGCCGGUGUCAGAGAGGCGUGGAGCCCGCACGUGGAGUCCGCGCUGGAGGCCGAGGCGGACCGGCGCGCUCAGUUACCGGAGACCGAGCAGCAGGUGAGCGAGGUGGACGUUUUGACUCCCGAUAGUGAUUUCUCCUGCUUCUUCCCAGCUCCCCCUCUACCCCCACGCGACGUGACAUUAACAGAGUCCUGCAGCCCAGUUAAACCGGUUGGCACGAGACUGCAGGAACACCAAGAGGAAAGACAUAAGUUGUUCCCCGGGAAGUGCCUGACAUCACCCCCAGUGUCGGAGUUACCGGAGCUGCCGUUCCUGGUGAGCUCCACGCCGACCUCCGUGUCCGCUUCUAUCGAGAGGCUCCUUGCGGGCAGCAGCCGCCACGCACCGUCCUACGGUCCCAAUGGCAAAUAUGACCCGAAUAUUGGUCACGUGCACUUGUUCCCGCCACUGACACUGAUGCAGGAGCAGCAUCACGCGGCGAGGAAACGCUCGUUCCUCGAACAGGACCAACGCUUGAACGGCAACAGACACCACAAACAGUCGGCGGGCAACCCGUCGAAGAAACAAAAAGUAAACCGAAAACUCAACUUCGAGGACGAGGUCACGACCUCGCCGGUUUUGGGUCUGCGGAUCAAGAAGGAGAGUCCCGAGCUGAGGAGGCAGCGGGAGAAGUCGUCUGCUCUCAACGGGAACCAGCCGCUGGGAGAGUUCAUCUGCCAACUUUGCAAAGAGGAGUACCUCGACCCUUUCUCCCUCGCGCAGCACAAGUGCUCCCGUAUAGUGCGCGUGGAGUACCGGUGCCCCGAGUGCGAGAAAGUCUUCAGCUGUCCCGCCAACUUGGCAUCCCACCGCCGUUGGCACAAACCCCGUCCGGUGAACAACCAAGGAGGAGAGACUCAGACGAACAAGAGCCAGCUGUUAAAAGAGGCACGAGAGAUGGAGGGCAAAGAGAACGAGCUGCUGCGCAUAAACACCAAUCAGCACCACGAAGCGCUGGACAGUUCCCGCAUCAGGCGCGAGCCGUCCCUGCUGCUGCUCCACGGGCGGUCCCGGGACAGCCCCGACAGCGACAGCCUCGCGCCUCCUCACUAUGAUUCCUCGCUCCAUUACCGGAACCCGGUGGAAGGCUGCCAGGACCUGCAGCAGCAGGACGAGCGCGCGGACCUGCAACAGCAGCCGUCGCUCCCGCAUCCUCCUCUACAGUUCGCCCAGUCCUUACCGGAGGAGGAAGUGUACGAGUGCCGGUACUGUGGGAAGAAAUUCCGCCGACAGGCUUACCUGAAGAAACACCUGGCCGCGCACGAGAUGGCAGCGCGAGGGUCUCCGCCCCCAUCGCCCUACGGCCAGGCGCGCGAGACCGACGGAGGACGGAGCCAGGUGUUCCUGUGUCACCUCUGCGGCGCGCGCUUCCCGUCGGUUGAAAUCAGGGACAAGCACCGUCUGUGGCACGCGAUGAGGGACGAGUUGCUGGCGGGAACAUUGGGAGGCGGACUCAGACCGGACGUCUUCCACGCGCAAGGAGACGAGCGCAGCGCAGGGGAAUGCGAGCAGCAGCAGCAGCAGCAGCAGCAGCAGCAGCAGCAGAUCUUCACGUGCAAGCACUGCCCGUCCACAUUCUUCAGCUCCCCGGGGCUCGCGAGACACAUCAACAAAUCUCAUCCCACAGAGAACCGGCAUGUGAUGCUGCUGCAGAUGACGGUGCGACCGUAA
This is a messenger RNA of Perca flavescens (yellow perch), 1932 nucleotides long. RefSeq names its product insulinoma-associated 2 (gene insm2). The record is from RefSeq and is a predicted model, not a curated record. The coding region runs from base 1 to 1932 and encodes 643 amino acids. Gene Ontology annotation, molecular function: DNA-binding transcription repressor activity, RNA polymerase II-specific; RNA polymerase II cis-regulatory region sequence-specific DNA binding. Gene Ontology annotation, biological process: negative regulation of transcription by RNA polymerase II; neuron differentiation; regulation of cell cycle process. NCBI's taxonomy places the organism in Eukaryota, Metazoa, Chordata, Actinopteri, Perciformes, Percidae. Gene Ontology annotation, cellular component: transcription repressor complex; nucleus. The transcript is spliced from 2 exons.